Bufo bufo (common toad) is the source of this 2592-nucleotide messenger RNA. Its product is annotated as ADAMTS-like protein 5. Gene Ontology annotation, biological process: extracellular matrix organization. The record is from RefSeq and is a predicted model, not a curated record. Gene Ontology annotation, cellular component: extracellular matrix. Bases 320 to 1906 code for a protein of 528 amino acids. NCBI's taxonomy places the organism in Eukaryota, Metazoa, Chordata, Amphibia, Anura, Bufonidae. Gene Ontology annotation, molecular function: protein binding; metalloendopeptidase activity. The transcript has 13 exons.
GGCUGUGAGACACAGGGCGGGAGGGCACAGCCUCCUCAGCCUCCAGUGCACGGCGCAGGCAUUGCUCUCACUGACUGCUCUGACACUGCACGGAGCCUCUGCACUGGGACCUGUGGAGCCAUGGGCUAGAGGAGGGAGCCCACCUGCCUGACCAUGGCUGUGCCAGUCCCCCGGUGUAGUGGAGGGCACCCCCACACCGCCCUGGUCACCUUGCAGUCAUAGCUCUGUCCUGGGACCAUUCACCUUCCGUAGUAUUCCUUGCAUCGCUUCCUUGCUGAUUUCAUGUGAUUUAACCCCUGCACCACCGACAGGCAGGAGGAUGCUUCCUAGCUGCAGGUUGGCACAUCAUUGUUUGGCUGCUCUGUGUGCGCUUUUGGUUCUUCAUAUUAUUCCAGUCUUCAGCCAGGUUCAGAGGACGCCAAUAGAGAGAGGAUUUCUCAAGUGGUUUGGCCCUGAGCAUAGUCUACCUCUGAGGACCAGCAAUGAGUGGAGUUCUUGGCAGAGUUGGUCUCCAUGUUCUCGGACGUGCGGAGGGGGAGCUGCAGUGCGUACAAGACAAUGUAUUAAAAGAGAUUCUGCAGGUCCAGACUGCCCCGGAGACACUAGACAGUAUCAAGCGUGUAACAUGAAGGACUGUCCAUCUGGAGUGACCGAUUUCAGACAUUUCCAGUGUUCUGCUUACAAUAAUAAGGCUUUGAUGGGAAAUUAUUACAGAUGGGUGCCUUUCCAAUCUGGACAAGGAGACUGUGAGCUAAGUUGCUUGGCACAAGGGCAAAAAUUUUAUUACAACUUUGGCAGAGUUUUGGAUGGAACGUCAUGCCACACAGAAUAUAAUGGCAUCUGUAUCAAUGGCCAGUGCCUGAAAGUCGGUUGUGAUUUCAUACUUGGGUCUGAUGAGAAGACCGAUAUCUGUGGGGUUUGUGGAGGACAAAAUGUAUCCUGCCAACACCAUCACAAUGUCUACACUACAAAGUACCCGGCUUCUGGGCUCUUUGGAUACAAUGAAGUGACCAUGAUCCCUGCAGGUGCCACUAACAUUAGGGUGACUGACAAGAGCAAUAAUUAUCUGGCCUUAAGAAAUCAAAAUUACCAUUAUGUCAUCAAUGGGAACUGGGCUAUUAAUUACCCUGGAAUCUUCAAUGUGGCGGGAACCAAGGUCCAAUACAAGCGCUCUGCUGACAAUCAGGAAACCUUUGAGGCCACAGGACCAACUGAUGAGGAUUUGCAUGUCAUGGUCCUCUUCACAGAGCUGAAUACAGGCAUAGAAUAUGAAUAUUGGCUUCCUAAAAAUUACUAUAUUAACCACCAGAAAGACCGCAGCUCUCUACAAGAAACUGUGGAAACCGCCCUAUCACCUACUCUGCCUCCUUCUACUCCAAGUCCAACAACGACAGCUCACAGCGUACUGCGGCAGACAACACAGAAGGCGCGGCCACCCCAGGGCCGGCAUGAAAGAGACAAUAUAGAGCUGAACAGGAUAAGUGAAUCUAAAAGAGAUGAUAAAUGUGGAAAGUGCAGAAAAGUCAAGGGGCGGCAAAACAAAAUCAAGCAAUACUGUCAGAAGGACUUUGUUUUCCGAGGAAGAAUUGUAAGCAAAAAGAUUGUGGGUAAGGAAACCUGUUAUGAUGUUCAGGUGGUAAUUACCUACAAGAACAAUUUCCCCAUCCUGAGGCGUGAAUACAUGUGGGUCCCAAACACCUGUGAUUGCCCCAGCUUACUAGAGAAACGGGAAUACAUUCUGAUGGCCAGGAGGCAUGUUAACUAUGAGAAGACUCUCAACAGGAUAUUGCUUGAAACGGACAGUUUUGUGCGUGCAUACAAACCAAAGGAGGACAAAAUGCUUCGAGAUCUUGAUCAAGAAUGUGCCAAGUAUGGGUACCAAACACAGCCAAAACUCAACCAAUAACCCUCCUGCAAAAAUACUGUAAAGAAUUCACUGUGUAAUAGUAUAGACUAUUUAAAGUAUUGCUGGACGGAUCACUAUCUGGGACCUUAGGUAAUAUUUCAUACCUGGUGCCAGGCGGUAUAACAUGGUAUGUAGGAAUUGUAGGAAUGCGUUGCUAGUCUGCCUAAAAGUGGAGGUCCGAAACGGGGAAACAUCUCAGAAUGAAAUAUGAAAGAGCAAUUCACACUAAUAAUUAUACAAGAAGCGCUUUUAUAUAUACCGUGUGUGUAUUUAUGGUAUGUUACAACGCAGAAUAUGCAGCUACACAGAUGUGUGUACAAAUUUGUAAUCUAGUAUUCUGCUGUACAUGGCCAUGGACGCUAUAUUCACCACAGAACUUGCCAAAUAUUCACAUUUCUUUACGUCUAUUAAGGUUUAGAAACCAGAUCCCAGUUCUAGACGUCCUAUCUUUUUUUUUUACCGGAUUGUAUUAAAAUGUAUAUUCAGCCAUAUAUUUAUAGAAUGAGAACACAGAGAUGCAUAUGCCAUAUGCAUAAUUUAUUUUCACAUGCUUUGGAAAAUGAACCAUUACAAGAGUCAUGCACCUGUGUGCAAGAAUACCUAUUUAUAUAAGGUGAGUGAGUGUAAGUAUGAAAGAAGCUGUAUGUAUGAAGUAUGUUUACAACGCAUUUAUAAAAAAAAAAAAA